This is a messenger RNA of Lactuca virosa, 927 nucleotides long. NCBI's taxonomy places the organism in Eukaryota, Viridiplantae, Streptophyta, Magnoliopsida, Asterales, Asteraceae. The record is from the annotation of a GenBank genome assembly.
AUGGCAAGCAACAACAAUAAUUCUGCAACUCAGCCUCUGAUUCCAGUCUUCAAAGGAGAAAAAUAUCAUUUGUGGAGUCUAAAAAUGAAGACUUUGUUCAAAUCCCAUGACCUUUGGGAAUUGGUGGAAAACGGAUACAUAGAGCCAACUCCAGCACCGGCUCAACCAGAUCAACCGUUGCGGGACACUCGUAAGAAGGAUGCAAAGGCUCUUCUAUACAUCCAAUCAGCGUUGGAUGAUGAAAUAUUUCCUCGUAUUGCUGUAGCAUUAACAUCCACGGAGGCAUGGGAAAAUUUGAAGCAAGAAUAUGUGGGUGAUAAAAAGGUAAUCACUGUGAAACUUCAAUCACUUCGUCGUGAAUUUGAAACUUUGGUUAUGAAAAAAAAGGAAUAUGUGCAAGUAUUUCUUUCUAUAGUAUCUGGACUUGUCGGUCACAUGAAAACUUAUGGUGAAAAUGCUAGUGAAGAAACAAUAGUAAGCAAAGUCCUACGAAGCCUGACCAAGGAAUUUAAUCAUGUUGUUGUCGCGAUUGAAGAAUCUAAGGACCUAUCAACUUACAUGUUUGAUGAUUUGAUGAGUUCUUUGAUUGCACACGAAGAAAGGUUAAACAUGGGCAGCGAAAAAAGUGAUGAGAAAGCAUUCCAAGUAAGAGGCAAUUCCUCUAAAGGGAGGCCAGAAAAAUCUGGUGGUUCUUCCGGUGGUCGUGGCCAAGGAAGAGGCACUUUUCAAGGUCAUGGUCGUGGAAGAGGAAGAGGAAACUUUGCAGAUCAACGUUACCAAAAGAGCAACUUGCAUUGUCGGUAUUGUAAUAGGUCUGGACAUGUUGAAGCUGAUUGUUGGACCAAGCAAAAAGAUGAAAAUAAAGCUAACUUUACUGAAAAGGUGGAAGAAGAAGCUAAUGAGAAGUGGACAUCGUGUGGUAUUUGA